This is a messenger RNA of Gekko japonicus, 789 nucleotides long. It is a transcript of the gene FAM120C, whose product is annotated as family with sequence similarity 120C. The transcript has 3 exons. Bases 19 to 438 code for a protein of 139 amino acids. The record is from RefSeq and is a predicted model, not a curated record. Lineage: Eukaryota; Metazoa; Chordata; Lepidosauria; Squamata; Gekkonidae.
AAACUGGAGAUUGCUGGCAUGGUGGUGGGCCAGUGGGCCGGAAGCAAACCGUCCCGGGGCCAAGGCUCCUUCGGCAUGCAGGUGGUGUCAGUGGGAGGCCCAGGGAGAGGCCGUGGCCGCGAUAACUCUGGGAAGCUCUCCAAAGGAAACAAGAAAGUCAACAAGCAAGGCUCUACCGACGGAGCAGCAAAGACGCCGGAGUUCAACAGCGGCAGCAGCCUCCCGCAGUCCCAGGUGAACGGGAAUGGGGGCACCACCACUACUGUGGGCGAGGACCCAGGACUCGGGGCCUGCCCCUCAACCACCUCACCGUGUGCCUUAGCCAGAGACGCGGACUCGUGCAAUAACAAUAGCCCGUUCUUCGGGACGCUGAGCGGGGACCCCGAACGGGGCCUGGAAAACAAGCUUCCGUUCCCAGCUCUGCAGAAAGAGGAGUGAACAGCUGCCGCCGUGGGUCCAGUUGGGGUGGUGACAGAAAGGGCGUGGUGGGAGAGGGAGAAAGUUAUGGCACCGUCGGCAAGGGGUGGGAGGUGGGCGUGGCGUUUGAGCAAGAAUUUGGAAGCACCAAGAGGAGUGGGUUUCACUGGGGGAGGGAUUGAGGGAGCACUUCCUCGAUGGCACUUAAAGGGGCCGGGGGGGGCUGACCCACUGCAAAAUAGGGGGUGUCCUCAAGGCGCACCACAAGGUGGAAAACAACUUUCUUGUAUCCCACUCCGGGUGACCACUUCUUUUGUCUCGCCCCUCGGAUUUGCUAUCGUGCCAAUCGGAUCCACAAGAGCGGCAAUUUUU